Fundulus heteroclitus (mummichog) is the source of this 1552-nucleotide messenger RNA. RefSeq names its product regulator of G protein signaling 11 (gene rgs11). The transcript is spliced from 17 exons. The record is from RefSeq and is a predicted model, not a curated record. The coding region runs from base 87 to 1490 and encodes 467 amino acids. NCBI's taxonomy places the organism in Eukaryota, Metazoa, Chordata, Actinopteri, Cyprinodontiformes, Fundulidae. Gene Ontology annotation, biological process: regulation of G protein-coupled receptor signaling pathway; G protein-coupled receptor signaling pathway; intracellular signal transduction.
UGCGCUCCCGCUGAUGCGCGCUCCCGGAAGCACUCCGGUGUUUUGCGCUUCAGCGUCCCGCCGGGUGAUCCCAGGAACCCCGCAAGAUGACAAUUAACACGCUGGCUGAAGAAGGGCUGCGCCGGGAGCAAAUGGCCUGCUUUCGGAAGAUGGAGAAAGUGAUAGUGGCCAUGCAGGACCCUGACAUGGGCAUGAAGAUGAGGAAUCAGAGACUCCUCAUCACCGUCAUCCCGCAUGCCAUGACUGGUCAGGAUAUAAUUACCUGGUUGAUUCAGAAAUAUCACAUCUAUGAGGAGGAGGCUCUGCAUCUUGGCGAGAUGCUGGUCAGAUACGGGUACAUUUACCCUCUCAAAGAGCCCCGCUGCCUCGUCUUACGACCCGACGAGUCCCCCUACCGCUUUCAGACUCCCUAUUUCUGGACAAGUACCCGCUGGCCGGCCUCAGAGCUGGACUACGCAAUCUAUCUCGCCAAAAAGAACAUAAGAAAACAAGGAGAACUGAUGGAAUAUGAAAAGGAGAGGUACAGUCUGUUGCACAAGCGGAUCAACCACACCUGGGACUUUGUGGUGAUGCAAGCCAGAGAGCAACUGAGGGCGUCCAAACAGAGGAGGAAGGCCGACCGAAUUGUCCUAGAAUGUCAGGAGCAGGCGUACUGGCUCAUCAACAGACCUCCGCCAGGGGUGCAGAACAUGUUGGACUGGGGUCUGGAGCGACCAAACAACCUUAGCGCACGGAUCCCUCUGAACAGCGACUACUACAAAAGCGAGAUCGAGACGUCCAGGCGCGCUCUGGGAAGGAACCGAGUGAAGUCCUCCGUCUGCCUUGAAGGUUUUGUCAAGUACAGCGAGCAGUACCAGAACCACGAUCCCAUAAUGCAAGGCUGUCUUCCCAGUAACCCCUGGAUCUCUGAUGACAUUGCAUACUGGACCAUGAACUCAGAAAUGGCGCCUGUUCCCACUCGUCUUCGCGUGGAGCGCUGGAGCUUCAGUUUCAUGGAGCUCCUGACUGACGCCAUGGGGAGGCGGGAGUUCAUGACGUACCUGGAGAAAGAGUUUAGCGCGGAGAACCUCCAUUUCUGGCAAGCGUGUGAGGAAAUUAAACACGGAGAAAGUUCCAAGAUCGUAGAGAAGGUGGAAGAUGUUUACAAAAAUUUCCUGGCUCCCGGAGCGGCCCGUUGGGUCAACAUCGACAGUAAGACGAUGGACAAAACUUUAGAGGGGAUCAAACGGCCGCAUCGCUUCGUCUUGGAUGACGCACAGAUGCACAUCUACUUCCUCAUGAAGAAGGACUCUUACCCCAGGUACCUGAAAUCCGACCUGUACAAAAACAUGCUGGCCAAAGCUGUCGUCCCCCAGGAAACGAAGAAAAGUGUGUUCCCCUUCAUGAGGCGUCAGCGGCAUUCCAGCCCCUCCCCGGCGCAGGCCAGCGCCCAGGCAGCGGAGGAAGACGGGCGAGCAGGUACCAACUCCGCAGCGGGCUCCCAGUUGUGAUGCGGGGGCCCCACAACCGUUUAGCUUGACUUGCAUCCCCUCAGGCUCCAUCGUCUCCAUCG